AUGGCCAGCAUUCCUGAUGAUAAAGCACCCCAAUUGGGUCUCACGAUCUAUGGAGCAGGUGUUGUAAAUCCGUACAAGGUUGUUAUAAUGGCCGAAGAGUUAGGAAUCCAGUAUAAAUAUGUGAACCUCGACAUGAGCAAGGGCGAGGCAACGUCAGAUUGGUUUGUUGGAUCUAUUAAUCCAAACGGAAAGGUACCCGCUAUUGUCCACACCAAGGAGGACGGGACAUCGGUGACGGUAUUCGAGAGUGCUGCGUGUUUGUUGUACCUCUCCCACGAAUUCGAUAAAGAAAACAAGUUUUCGUACGCUGUCGGGACGUCGGAAUAUUGGACACAGCUAUCUUGGCUUUCGUGGCAAAUAUCAGGCUACGGGCCAAUGCUAGGCCAAGCUGCCCACUUCAAUCGCUAUACGCCCGAGCCCGUUCCGUAUGGAGUUUGGAGAUAUACAGCGGAAGCGAGGCGGCUUCACUCCGUACUAGAAAAACGAUUGUCAACAUCUCCCUAUGUCGGCGGAGACCACCUGGGUGUCGCAGAUUUCGCCGUUUUCAUCUAUGCGCACUCCGCCAAGUGGUGCGGAGUCAACAUUGAAGAAUGGCCGCACGUACAAGCGUGGCAUGACGCGCUGCUGCAGCGUCCAGCCUUCCAGCGCGCAUUGAAAGUUCCGGCUCUCUACCCUUUUAGCGACACAGCUGUAUCGGAUCCGGAAAAUCAGGAUUUUUAUCUUGGUGUUCGCAAGUGGGGGACCCAGGGUAUUAAGGCUAUGACGGAGUCGUGGAAAGGUGAAGCGGUAUCUUUGCCUUCAGACCAUGCAAACUACGAAUAG
Molecule: messenger RNA, 822 nt
Organism: Periconia digitata
Lineage: Eukaryota; Fungi; Ascomycota; Dothideomycetes; Pleosporales; Periconiaceae
Source: the annotation of a GenBank genome assembly